UUCAGGAAAGGGGCAAAUAGAAUCGUUUAUAGCUCAAUAAUAGUUAUUCCAGUGAGAGCAAUUUCUCUUCACUAUUUCUGGUUUUAUAUUCCAGGUACAUGGUCGCAAACAAGCUUCCAGCCACGUCACCCGAUUGCAACCCUUACGUCGAAUUACUGUUUACGAUGCUGAGUGCGGUGCACCGAUUGCCUAAAAAAAAAUGACGAGAUUCCAGCUGAUGUGUCUCGAUUAUCACCGGAUACAGUUGGUUAUAACGCAAAACUCACUGCUGUGUCGGGUGUUGGACCUUCCCCAGGUCAACGAGGAGCUGGUUCGUAGCUGGCAUAACAAAGGUCUUAAGAAGAGACAAGCAGAGACGUUGAGCCAUGGCAUACAAACAAAGGUGACACCGCUGACAACCACGUUAACCCUGCCAGAGCCAAUGGACCUGCCCACGACGCUGCAACGUGGUAGUACACCUAGUUCGUUUGCUUUCACAGCACCACGGAAAAUGGCUGGUGAAGCCAAGAAACGACAACACGCACAAUCCACAAUCAGCAGGAAAGUCCGGAAAAUAGCGCCAACGCUGCCUGGUCAAUCAAAUGUGUUUGUCGUACCACAGGGUACGUUUGUGCCCAACAUAGUUUGGUCUACACCACCAGUCACGUCUGCGCCACCGUCUGUGUCACCGUCUGUUCCACGGUUAAAGCAGCCCAGAUGCUUUAAACAUUGUGGGGAAAUAUGGACAUCCGAAGGAAAUACAAAUUACAUGUUCCGUGUGUACUGUCCCUCAAAAGAAACCGUGUCUGUUGAGGAGUGGAAGGCUGCCCUCAAGGACAAAGGUGUUGGGAAAAGGGUUAAAGACACGAAACAAAAUGACUGAAACUCAUUGAGCCCCGAUGCAUCUUAAAGUGUCAACUGCCAGUAUAGAGGUGGAAAGGAAAUGGGCAACAGUAUGGUUUAUGCCAUACUGUUAUGUCAGGUUAUAUACCUUCCCGCUUACUAUACUGACAGCCGACAGUAAGAUGCCCUUCCAGGGUAUUAAUCAAUGUUAGUUGAUGGGAAAUGUGACAUAACACGCUCACCUUUGAUUAAUAUCCUGGACUGGUCUGGGGCUCAAUAGUUAAAUUUGUGCUUCGGAUGUCGAUUAUCGUCCUGCAUCUAGCAGGUCAGCUACCGUCUAACUUGGAUUUUAACUAUAUCUGUGGCAGCAAUCAUUAUGAACUUAAACCCUUUUAUUGGCCUUUUUAUAUAUUUUAUGUAUGUAUGUAUAUUAACUACCAGAUUAUGCAUUACCGUGAAAAUCGCAAUUCUGCCAUUUUAACUUUGGUACAUUCAGCUGUCAGUUACCACAUUCAGUUUAACAUUCACAGAUUAAACAUUAGCUGUUUAAAUUUUAUGACAUUUUAGCUUAUUAUUGGCCUUUUAUAUAUUUUAUGUAUGUAUGUAUGUAUAUUAACUACCAGAUUAUGCAUUAGCCUUGAAAAUCUCAAUUCUGCCAUUUUAACUUUGGUCCAAUAAAAGAAUGGACUAUGUACUUGCUGCCAAAUAUACUAGUUUCUAUUGUAACACCACAACUUGUCUAAUAAAUGAGAAAAGCUUUAAUAGUUAAAAAAAAGAAUAAAACAUGCAGAUAAUGUCCUCACUGAAGACUUUACACAGAAUUAUGUACACACCGCCCAGCCUUGUAGUGGUUCUUCAACUCAGAACCCUACACAGGAGGUAGACUCACCCCAGAAUAGUAAUGGUAGUGAACCUAUUUCUGGCAGUGCUUUUUCAACUCGGGUCACCACA
Molecule: messenger RNA, 1773 nt
Organism: Priapulus caudatus
Lineage: Eukaryota; Metazoa; Priapulida; Priapulimorpha; Priapulimorphida; Priapulidae
Exons: 2
Coding region: 200-862 (220 amino acids)
Source: RefSeq, a predicted model, not a curated record